CGUAAAUCCAUGAUUUUCCCUGCAGGCUGCUUUAGGGUCAAUCGUCACUUACCAUUCAAACUCAGAUAAUCUUUAGCUCAGCGUGUUAUUUGUAACUCAAUGACCCACAUAAAAGUAUACUUAUGUAUCUUGAUGUACAUAGAACCCACCCUCAUACGGCCAGGGGGAUGGAAGGUGGGUUGACCGUUGUCGAAGCAGCACAAGUUAGUUACCUUAACUUAUUUUCUAAAUGAAUGGGAAGUGAAUCUUCUCAGACGAUCAUAGAUACGCUGCAACCAUCAACUCUAUUUUCCUCCUCUUCCUCUUCGCUCGUUACAGUAAUACUUCCUGUUGUUGAUACUUUAUAGCAAAUUGUUUCAUGUGCAGCUUCGCCUAAUUGUUCUGUCUUCUCUCUUCUCCUUUUACAACCCUAGGAAAAUGGCGCCGCGAUUCGGCAGCCUGUUGUUGCUUGCCGCGGUCGCCGGUGUGUCUGGGCAGACAGUCAGUGAUGAUAGGACCACCGCUACCGACUCAACCAUCAGUACCACUGAUAUCACAACUCCGACCAAUUUGUAUGAGUCGUUCGCUUCUCAGAUAACAUUAAGCACAGACUUGGGAACCACCGGCAAUGUAAUGAGUAGUUUGGGCACAGACAAUAUCACGAGGUCUACGAUUAGCUCUUCGACGUCCGACACCGUCACGUUCUUGACUGGCUCUGCCGCGACAACGACGACAAUAUCGGGGAAUUUCUCUUCCACCUCGUCUGCCAUACCGCAAGUGACAAACACGCAACCAUGCAACAAUUACCCAGAAUUUUGCAGCAGAAAAUAUAGCAAUAUCACCCAUAUUGCAUGCCACAAUUCCCCCUUUACCACGCCCAACAACCUUGCGGCGAAUCAACAAUACGACGUCACUUCACAGCUGAAUGAUGGCGUACGAUUUCUUCAGGGACAAAUACAAUGGCCGUCUGGAGGGAACGAGCCGCAUUUCUGCCAUACAAGUUGCGAUAUUUUAGAUGCUGGGCCGAUCACCGACUGGCUUGGACAGGUUAAGAAUUGGGUUGCGAGUCACCCAUAUGACGUCGUCACCAUUCUCCUAGGGAACGGAAAUUAUUCUACUCCUAACCUAUACGUACCGUUUAUCGAACAGACCGGUAUAUUACGUUACAUCUACACUCCGCCGGUGGUUCCUAUGGCGUUAGAUGACUGGCCGACUCUCAGUGAAAUGGUCUUGAAGGGACAAAGAGUUGUGAUGUUCAUGGACUAUAUGGCGAACCAGACAGCCUAUCCAUGGUUGUUGGACGAGUUCUCGCAGUUGUGGGAAACCCCCUUCGACCCGACUGACAAGAACUUCCCAUGCACCGUACAGCGACCCCCGAAUCUAGCCGCCCCAGACGCUAAGAACCGACUAUACAUGAUCAACCACAACCUGAACAUUGAGAUUUCGCUUCUUGGCACUGAUAUGUUGGUACCUGCUCGGACCGAGUUAAACGUGACGAACAACGUUACUGGGUCUGGCAGUCUCGGUAUUUCAGCUAACAACUGCCGUAGCGACUGGGGGCGGGCACCAAACUUCCUUAACGUCGACUACUACAACAUGGGUGGAUACCCUGGUUCUGUCUUCGAAGUAGCGGCUCAGAUGAACAACGUCACUUACAACCGCCAAUGCUGUGGUAUGGCCACAAACGGAGCAGAAAAGCUGUUCAGCAACGGAUUUAUAUACUCACUAGUUAUGAUGGCAUUAUUCUGGGCGUUCCUAUAAAUAGAUUUCGGUGGCAUUGUUGGGGAUGUGGUUCAUUGCGUUGAUGGCGUUUUCUACAUAGACGGAGCGUUAUACCACGCAUGUUAAAUAUGCCUUUUUUGAGUUGGUAAUAUCUUGGAAAUCGGCACAUUCCAUCCUUAGGAUGUUGAGUAAACAUUAAUUUGAUACAGAGAUCUUUGGUGUCAAAUAACAGCGAGUUAAUUGAGACGUUGCACGACGAGUCAUGGA
This is a messenger RNA of Hypoxylon trugodes, 1968 nucleotides long. Its product is annotated as PLC-like phosphodiesterase. Gene Ontology annotation, molecular function: phosphoric diester hydrolase activity. The coding region runs from base 418 to 1740 and encodes 440 amino acids. The record is from RefSeq and is a predicted model, not a curated record. Gene Ontology annotation, biological process: lipid metabolic process. Lineage: Eukaryota; Fungi; Ascomycota; Sordariomycetes; Xylariales; Hypoxylaceae. The transcript is spliced from 2 exons.